Messenger RNA from Hypoxylon fragiforme, 2346 nucleotides. RefSeq names its product MFS general substrate transporter. The coding region runs from base 636 to 2204 and encodes 522 amino acids. Gene Ontology annotation, cellular component: membrane. The record is from RefSeq and is a predicted model, not a curated record. Gene Ontology annotation, molecular function: transmembrane transporter activity. The transcript is spliced from 3 exons. NCBI's taxonomy places the organism in Eukaryota, Fungi, Ascomycota, Sordariomycetes, Xylariales, Hypoxylaceae. Gene Ontology annotation, biological process: transmembrane transport.
GAAGUCGUUCCCCAAGUGCAACACAUAUGUGUGAGUAGGUACUACCAACCACUACAUACUAGGUAGUGUGUAGUACUACUAGCUAAGUACUACACGGAUGUAGAUGGGUAGAUACGCCGCUGGCUGUCCAUGUCUCAAUGUUCCAAGCCUUCAAUUCUUCAUUUUCCUAUAACUAGCAUGCAUCACUACUGGGUAGUCUCAAGCUAGCACAUACGAUGUUUUUCUAAAAAGCUGCGCCGCUUAUCUUCUCUCCUUCAAUAUUGCCAUUUUACAUACCACUCCCCCUUUUCAUAAUGCGAUAAUGAAAUGUGCCUAUUCGUCUCGAAUUUUCCCUGUCAUUUGUAGGAUAUAACAAGCCGCCCGAUAUCUUCCACAUACCGUCGUGUAAAGAGCCAUAUCAGACCAAACACACUAAUAUAUCCAGCUGGCUGGGCUUGAUGAUCGACACACAGAACGAAACGCGACUAGCCAAAUAUAUACAUAAUUGUGAAAGAGAGUCUAUUCUCUCACACCGAUAAGAGCUUGGCUACUAGGCAUAGCCUUCGAUCUUUACAAGCAACCUGGAAGUCGUCAAUAAGCAGCCACCCGAAGCGCCAUCGUAGAUCGGGGCCGAAAAAACGGGUACCGGCUGUGGGAUGUCUCGCACCAACAACCGUAGAACUGAUGACACGCCGGCCGACAGCCCGACCACUACCGACUCGGACACUCAGCUGGCACGCGAGCAGUUCGCCCUUGGUUCCAUGGACACAGGAUCGUCAGGCAAACUGAAGGGUGACCGCCCGGUCUUGUCUCCCAACUUGACCGACGGGGACAGGGACGAUCUGGCAACUUUAACUAAUACUAAUACUGCUACCCAGCUCCGAGAUGUGGAGAACUCCUCGGUCGAGAAUGGCGACGGCGUGAGCGUCGUGUAUAAAGUGUAUAAGAGGCGAUGGUUUGGUCUUGUGCAAUUAACCCUGUUAAAUAUUAUCGUCAGUUGGGAUUGGCUCACCUUUUCGCCUGUCUCGCAAUUUGCUGCGACUUACUAUGACACAACCGAAUCUGCCAUCAACUGGUUCUCGACAGGCUUUCUGUUCGCUUUCGUCCUCAUAUUUCCCGUCACUAUUUAUGCCCUGCACUGGGGCCCCAAACCGUCCAUCAUCGUCAGCGCCGUAUUAGUUCUAGUAGGCAACUGGAUUCGCUUCGCCGGAUCUAAUUCGCGCGAUGGUGGGAUAUACGGCGUGACGAUGUUCGGCCAGCUCUUGAUCGGCCUGGCUCAGCCCUUCGUCCUAAGCGCGCCUACUCGGUACUCAGACUUGUGGUUUACUAAUAGGGGCCGCGUCGCUGCCACCGCUCUGGCUAGCCUGGCAAAUCCGUUUGGUGCGGCCGUCGGCCAGCUCGUCGUGCCGUUCAUGGUCACGGGCCCCCCUGAUGUAUCUAAUGCUGUGCUCUACGUCGCCAUAAUUUCAUCCGUGGCUGCGUUUCCAUCUUUCUUCAUCCCUGCGUCGCCUCCUACUCCCCCGGGCCCAUCUAGCGCCACACCUAAGGCAACACUCCGAUCCUCUCUACACCAUCUGAAUUCGCUCGAGCUGUGGCUCAUCAUGAUCCCAUACUCCAUCUACGUUGGCUUCUUCAACAGCAUCUCGACGAUUCUUAACCAGGUUAUGAUGCCGUACGGCUUCUCGUCCGACGAAGCCGGUAUCGCAGGCGCUCUGCUCAUCGUCAUCGGCCUCGUCAGCUCUGCCAUCACGAGCCCCAUAAUUGACCGUACCAAAGCCUACUUACUUACUAUUAAGCUUGCCGUGCCCAUCAUCGCUUUGUCCUACCUUGCUUUCAUCUGGAUGCCUGGCACCCGCAACCUCGCGGGCCCAUACGUCAUCCUCAGCAUCCUCGGCGCUUCCAGCUUCUCCCUCGUCCCCGUCGCCCUCGAGUUCCUCUGCGAGAUUAGCCACCCCCUGAGCCCCGAGGUCACGUCCACGAUUGCCUGGGCUGGCGGCCAGCUAUUCGGUGGCAUAUUUAUCAUCAUCGGCGACGCGCUCAAGGCCGGCCCUCAGGCGGAUCCCCCGUUCCACAUGACGUAUACGCUCAUAUUUACCGCUGUCGUCGCCCUAGUGGUUGCGCCAUUACCCCUUUCUCUAGGACUGUUCGGGCGUAAGGAUAAGCUUGUUAUGAAGAGGGUGCAGAGCGAUGAUAGGGCUGGUGGCGGGGGUGCUCUUGCUGCGUAAGAGGAUAUAUCCGCAGAACUAUAUUUAUGUGCGUGGGAGCGAAGCGAUCAUGAUGCUAAUUUCAUCUGCUAUCUAAUGUAUAUGUCUUGGUUAGUUUAGUAUAAGUACUUACUAUAUAUAUACCCUACAGUACUGCUUGCUA